Amoebophrya sp. A120 is the source of this 346-nucleotide messenger RNA. The record is from the annotation of a GenBank genome assembly. Lineage: Eukaryota; Dinophyceae; Syndiniales; Amoebophryaceae.
CGUGGUUGGAAAUUGGUCAGCGGAGGUGGGCACUAUUGCGAAGGGCGCUCCAUUUCGGAAGACCCAAUCGAAGCCCUCGGGCGUUUGGACAUGGAGCAGGGCGGCGCGUAUGGCCAGGCUGCCGGCUUUCCCAGUAAAGCCGUGAACGAGCAGGCGGCUUCAAGGGGCAUAGGCCAAGGCUUGGCGGUAGCGGAUUUUUCGGAGGUGGCGGGGCGCCUGGCGCACAGGCGCAGCAGAACAGGAAUAGGAACGCGCCAACGUACGGCGCCGCCGCCCUUCGGCGUCAAGCAGCGCAGGCAAAUGCCUGAAGCCGUGCCGCCGGCGCCGCGCCCAGACAGGUGCCCCC